Loxodonta africana (African savanna elephant) is the source of this 1248-nucleotide messenger RNA. It is a transcript of the gene HOXB9, whose product is annotated as homeobox B9. Gene Ontology annotation, biological process: DNA-templated transcription; regulation of transcription by RNA polymerase II; embryonic skeletal system morphogenesis. Gene Ontology annotation, cellular component: nucleus. Gene Ontology annotation, molecular function: DNA-binding transcription factor activity, RNA polymerase II-specific; RNA polymerase II cis-regulatory region sequence-specific DNA binding. Bases 1 to 753 code for a protein of 250 amino acids. The transcript is spliced from 2 exons. The record is from RefSeq and is a predicted model, not a curated record. NCBI's taxonomy places the organism in Eukaryota, Metazoa, Chordata, Mammalia, Proboscidea, Elephantidae.
AUGUCCAUUUCUGGGACGCUUAGCAGCUAUUAUGUCGACUCCAUCAUAAGUCACGAGAGUGAGGACGCGCCUCCAGCCAAGUUUCCUUCCGGCCAGUACGCGAGCCCCAGGCAGCCGGGCCACGCGGAGCACCUGGAGUUCCCCUCGUGCAGCUUCCAGCCCAAAGCGCCAGUGUUCGGCGCCUCCUGGGCGCCGCUGAGCCCGCACGCGUCCGGAAGCCUGCCGUCGGUCUACCACCCCUACAUCCAGCCCCAGGGCGUCCCGCCGGCUGAAAGCAGGUACCUCCGCACCUGGCUGGAGCCGGCGCCGCGCGGCGAGGCUGCCCCGGGGCAGGGCCAGGCGGCGGUGAAGGCGGAGCCGCUGCUGGGCGCGCCUGGGGAGCUGCUCAAACAGGGCACACCCGAGUACAGUUUGGAAACUUCGGCUGGCAGGGAGGCCGUCCUGUCUAAUCAAAGACCCGGCUUCGGGGACAAUAAAAUUUGCGAAGGAAGCGAGGACAAAGAGAGGCCGGAUCAAACCAACCCCUCUGCCAACUGGCUGCACGCUCGCUCUUCCCGGAAAAAGCGCUGCCCCUACACCAAAUACCAGACGCUGGAGCUAGAGAAGGAGUUUCUGUUCAAUAUGUACCUCACCAGGGACCGUAGGCAUGAAGUGGCCAGACUCCUCAAUCUGAGUGAGAGACAAGUCAAAAUCUGGUUUCAGAACCGACGGAUGAAAAUGAAGAAAAUGAAUAAGGAACAGGGCAAAGAGUAAAGAUUACCACCAGCCCUCCCACCCCUUCCCCAUCUCACUCUUAUUUAUAAGUGAUAGCUGCAAAGCCAGUGCUGUCUGGGAUGUAUUCCAGUGAACGGGGAAGAGGGUCUUUCUUGUCAAAGUCCUCUUCUGCACCCAGGGUCUCUCUUGUUUCCUUUGCCCUCACCUGUUUCUCUCUUCUCCCCUGGCCUCAGGAGGAAGUUUUGUUGAGUUAGAAAGUAGAAGUAGUUGGUUACUAAGAAGGUGGUGGGCCACAAGGAAAGAGAAGCCCUAGUCAAGCCCUUAGCACGUCCUUAAUUUUUCUAGAGAGCCCCAGCCCCUCACUUCCUGCCUGCCUGUUCCCUCCCUGGACCUAUCCAAAAGUCACCCAGGGAUGCUCUGACUGCACCCAGCCUAACAGACACCUGCAUACACAAAGCUUGGACUCCACAGUAAUAACAGGGAAUGCACACAGGCAACACUUCACUCAAAUGAAGUAACACCCCAAAUGUAGAC